GUUUGCCAACAGUCAGUAGGCAUCGGACCAUUGAGGACAUAAGUCAGUAGAAUGAACCGAGUUACGGCAAGUUUACUUAUCCUGGCUGCUCUUGCCGUGGGAGUUCAUUCCGCAGCCAUAGAUGCACCGAUUGACUUUUACAAACUGUACGAUAAUCCAGAGGCCCACAUUAGCCUCAAGAGCAAGGCAACAACGGCUGACCGCACUGCCGCCCACGGAUAUCCCUCAGAGCAUCAUCACAUAGUUACCGAAGAUGGUUACAUCCUGGGAGUUUUUCGCAUCCCCUACUCCCACAAGUUGCAGAACCAGAACGUGAAGCGACCCAUUGUCCUUCUACAACACGGAUUGUCGAGCUGCUCGGAUGCUUGGGUUUUGCAGGGACCCGAUGAUAGUCUACCAUAUUUGCUGGCGGAUGCGGGAUUCGAUGUUUGGAUGGGCAAUGCCCGUGGAACUUCCUAUUCGAGAAACCACACGACGCUCUCCACGGAUCACCCACUUUUCUGGCAAUUCAGUUGGCAUGAGAUCGCCAUCUACGAUAUAACCGCCAUUAUUGACUACGCCCUUGGUACGGAGAAUGGUCAGGGCCAGGAUGCCAUCCAUUAUGUUGGUCAUUCGCAGGGUACCACCGUAUACUUUGCCCUGAUGUCCUGGAUACCCGAAUAUAAUGAUAAAAUCAAAACCGCUCACAUGUUCGCCCCGGUGGCCAUAAUGAAGAACUUGUCCAGCAGAUUGGUGCGUGCCCUGGGUCCAUAUUUGGGUCACAGGAACACUUAUUCAGUGCUUUUUGGCUCACAGGAGUUCCUGCCUCAUAACGAGUUCCUCAUGGCCAUAUUCUUCAAUAUGUGCCAACCGGACUUUAUGUUGCGUCCUGUGUGCGAGAGUGCCGUGGCAACACUUUACUCAGGAGGUCGUGUGAAUAUGACUGCUAUGCCGGAAGGUAUGGCAACACAUCCGGCAGGCUGUUCCACCGAUCAAAUGCUGCACUACCUCCAAGAACAGCAGUCGGGCUACUUCCGGCUAUUCGAUCAUGGCACCAAGAAGAACCUGAAGGUCUACGGAUCUGAGGAGCCUCCAGAGUAUCCUGUCGAGUUGAUCGAUUCCCUGGUGCACAUGUGGUACGCCGAUAACGAUGAUCUGGCCGCUGUGCAGGACGUCGAGCAAUUGGCCAAAAGAUUGCCCAAUAAGGUGAUGCACCACAUGGCGGAUCCGGAGUGGAAUCAUGGCGAUUUCUCCCUGAACAAGGAGGUUCGCAAAUAUGUCAACGAGCCAGUUAUAGCCAUCAUGGAGGAAUUUGAGUUGGAGAACGGUGGGACGUGAUGGAUUGGUUGCCUAAUCUCAGAUGUACUUCAUACAUGCGGUAGUCGGAUUUAUUUUAAGUUUACAGAUAAGCUAGUCACACUUAACCAACAGUUAUUUACACAGAGAAAAUAUUUCAAUAUAUUUAUAUAUAUUAUUUAACAUAAAAAAGUCGAUAAUAAAAUAAAUAUAGAAA
This is a messenger RNA of Drosophila yakuba, 1492 nucleotides long. RefSeq names its product lipase 3. The transcript is spliced from 3 exons. The coding region runs from base 52 to 1317 and encodes 421 amino acids. Gene Ontology annotation, molecular function: hydrolase activity, acting on ester bonds. Lineage: Eukaryota; Metazoa; Arthropoda; Insecta; Diptera; Drosophilidae. The record is from RefSeq and is a predicted model, not a curated record. Gene Ontology annotation, biological process: lipid metabolic process.